Molecule: messenger RNA, 1161 nt
Organism: Scaptodrosophila lebanonensis
Lineage: Eukaryota; Metazoa; Arthropoda; Insecta; Diptera; Drosophilidae
Exons: 3
Coding region: 228-869 (213 amino acids)
Source: RefSeq, a predicted model, not a curated record
ACAGCGAUUAGCUCCAUUUUACCUACGAGAAGCUGAUAAAAACGCUUUACGCGACGCAAAACAGAGCAAAAAGCAGCGAGCAUGUGAAAAACUAAUUACAAGUGAAGUAAAGGCAGUAAACAGAAAGUAUUGGGUCAUGUCGUAAACUUGCAAUUUCCAUGCUCGCCUCUUGGAUCUCCGGCCCCAACUACACACAUAGCUGCUGAUUCGAACGCUCAGUCAUCAAUAUGGCAACAAGUACCAACAACAACCACCACAACAACAAGCAUGAAAAUGGAAUAGCUACAACCGAUCUGGAUGCUCAAGUGAACGUCGAGGAUUUGCCCAUAACCUUCAGGGUUAAAUACAUCGGCUCGGAAGUGGCACGUGGUCUGUGGGGCAUUAAGUACACCCGUCGGCCUGUGGAUAUUAUGGUGGGCGUGGCCAAAAACUUGCCACCGAACAAGGUGCUCCCCAACUGCGACCUCAAAGUGUCCACAUCGGGCGUCAACCUGGAAAUCAUAGCGCCCAAGGCAAGCAUCAACAACUGGAGCUAUCCCAUCGAUACAAUUUCAUAUGGAGUGCAGGACUUGGUCUAUACGCGUGUCUUCGCCAUGAUCGUGGUUAAGGAUGAGACCAGUCCGCAUCCCUUUGAAGUGCACGCCUUCGUCUGUGACAGCCGCGCUAUGGCACGCAGACUGACCUUCUCCCUGGCCGCUGCCUUUCAGGAUUAUUCGCGACGGGUGAAGGAGACGACGGGCGAUGAGGGCCAUGCAUCGUCCACGGCAACGCCUACGGACACAAUAACGCCCACGCGGCAAAAGUUCGCCAUUGAUCUGCGCACGCCCGAGGAGAUAUUGGCGGGCGAGGAGCAGGAGACGGAGGCCUAGACUUUUCCCGCCGCCAACAUUUGUAAACUAAAUGUAUGUACUUGUAUGUAUGUGUGUAAUUCUAUUGGUAUUAUUCGAAGCUAGUGGGCAUGCCCCAUGUGAUGUAAUAGUGACUUAUAUGUUUGUCUCUCAUCCGACCUAACUGUAGUUUCCUCACCCGCUAGUAUUUAUUUGUAUGAUCGUCAUGCAGCUAAUUACCCAAAGCAUAAGAAUUAAACAAAUUGUAACAUGAAUGUUUGUUUGUUUCCGCAAAUAUUGUAAUAAAGCAGCACAAUUUUUAGCUCACGGUAAA